AUGAGAUUGCUAAACGUCGCAAACAAGGUAUUCGGUACCUUAGCAAUUAUCCAAGGUAUAACGUCAGCUAAUCCUUUGCCUGGACUUUCCGGUGAUUCUUUGUCCAAACGUACAUAUUCCUCCUCAAAUGAUGUGGAUUUUGUAAAGGGUAAGAAUACCGGCUCAACUCCGGUAAGCUUUACUAAUGGUUGUCCUUGUCUCGACUUUACCUACCAUGCUGAAACACAAAACACUUUGGUAUAUCAUAUGGAUAUGGUUUCCGUGAAAUGGGAUCACGACAACAUCUAUUUGAUUACCAUUCAUGUGUACGCCGACGAACAAAUCUCUAUUGAAAACAUGUGGUCUUUGAAGAUUAUUGGUGUUGAUUCUCCAGAUGGAAGUACCUUCCAAUUGUAUGGUCACAAUGAGAACACUUACUUGAUCAAUAACCCAACUGACUGGACUGCAACUUUCAGAGUAUAUGCUACCCCAGACUCUUCGAACCCUGACAUUCAAUGGAUGCCAAAUUUCCAAAUUCAAUAUGAAUACUGCCAGGGCUCUGCAACUUGUGACAGUAACUGGUCCGGUAAAUACAAGGCUUCAUCAUUCGAUUUAAUUACUGGUUGUAACAACUUCGACAACAACAAAAGGUCUCAGACUGACUUCCCUGGGUACUACUGGUUCAAGGAUCAUCAAGAGCAUAGCGGUGUUUACCCACCCUCUUACGCAUGUUCCAAACAACCUACCACUCCUACUUCCACUACCACAACUGCGGACAAGAAGACCACUUCCACUACCACUACCACAACUCCAGACAAGAAGACCACUUCCACUACUACCACCACAACUCCAGACAAGAAGACCACUUCCACUACUACCACCACAACUCCAGACAAGAAGACCACUUCCACUACCACAACUACUCCUACCACAACUCCAGAUAAGAAGACCACUACCACUACCACAUUGGCUCCAAGCCAAGGAACUAGCACUACAACUGCCAAAACUCCUACCACUACUACUACCUCUAAGUCAACCCCAGUUACUACUACUGCCACCACUCCUACCACUACUACCACCACUCCUGGUAUCACUGCUGAAACCACUACUUCCAAGUCAUCUCCAGCAAGUUCUGCUCCAGCAAGCUCUACUGCCUCUAGCUCUGCUCCACUAAGUUCUACUCAAACAAGCUCGGUUCCAACCAGCUCUGCACCAGAAAGCUCUACUGCCUCUAGCUCUGUUCCAGCAAGCUCCGCUCCAACCAGCUCAGCUCCAGAAAGCUCUACUGCCUCUAGCUCUGCUCCACUAAGUUCUACUCAAACAAGCUCGGUUCCAACCAGCUCUGCACCAGAAAGCUCUACUGCCUCUAGCUCUGUUCCAGCAAGCUCCGCUCCAACAAGCUCCGCUCCAGAAAGCUCUACUGCCUCUAGCUCUGUUCCAGCAAGCUCGGCUCCAACAAGCUCGGCUCCAGAAAGCUCUACUGCCUCUAGCUCUGUUCCAGCAAGCUCCGCUCCAACCAGCUCAGCUCCAGAAAGCUCUACUGCCUCUAGCUCGGUUCCAGCAAGCUCCGUUCCAACCAGCUCGGCUCCAGAAAGCUCCACUGCCUCUAGCUCUGUUCCAGCAAGCUCCGCUCCAACCAGCUCGGCUCCAGAAAGCUCUACUGCCUCUAGCUCUGUUCCAGCAAGCUCCGUUCCAACCAGCUCGGCUCCAGAAAGCUCCACUGCCUCUAGCUCGGCUCCAGCUAGUUCCACUACUCCUACUACUUUGGCUCCAACCCAAGGAACAUCCGUUUCCAGCUCAUCUGAGUUGUCCUCAAGUGUAACUGUCUUAACAGCUUCUAGUGAAACUCAAUCGACUUUGACUACGGAUGUAUCAAGCUCAGUUCCUCCAAGUCUAGCUCCAUCCACAACUUCUGGUGUCAGUUCUACAGUGAGCACAAUAACAUACACCACAAGUGGUGUUGUGAAAACCUUGACUACCACCAUCUGUAAUGCUACCUCAACUGAACCUACUCCAUCAUCCACCGUAAAGACAAUUACCUAUACUUCCAGCGGGACUGUGAAGACUGCGACAAUUACAAAUUGUGGUGACAGAGAUUGUACUGCUACUGGUGUAACUACCACUCCAGUUGUUACAGCUGCUACUGCUUCCUCUCCAGGUGCUCCAGGUGCUCCAUCUUCUACUGUGAAGACCAUCACAUACACCACCGAGGGAACUGUUACAGUAUUGACAACCACUAUCUGUAGCACUCCAGUUGGUCCAGCUCCAGCUGCUUCUACCACAACUCCAGUUGGUCCAGCUCCAGCCGCUUCUACCACUACUCCAGUUGGUCCAGCUCCAGCUGCUUCUACCACUACCCCAGUUGGUCCAGCUCCAGCUGCUUCUACCACAACUCCAGUUGGUCCAGCACCAGCUGCUUCUACCUCUACCCCAGUUGGUCCAGCUCCAGCUGCUUCUACCACAACUCCAGUUGGUCCAGCACCAGCCGCUUCUACUACCGUCCCAUCAGUCAGUGUCAGUGUCUACACUUCUGCUCCAGCUUCAAGCACUCAAACUGUCCAAACUUACGCCGGCUACGCCGCUAUCAACACCCAAAACGGAUUCACACUCUUGUCUUCUUUCCUAGCAGCUAUGCUCUUGAUCUAG
Kluyveromyces marxianus DMKU3-1042 is the source of this 2625-nucleotide messenger RNA. RefSeq names its product flo11 superfamily family (gene MUC1). The transcript has a single exon. The coding region runs from base 1 to 2625 and encodes 874 amino acids. NCBI's taxonomy places the organism in Eukaryota, Fungi, Ascomycota, Saccharomycetes, Saccharomycetales, Saccharomycetaceae. The record is from RefSeq and is a predicted model, not a curated record.